Stegostoma tigrinum is the source of this 4990-nucleotide messenger RNA. It is a transcript of the gene slc37a1, whose product is annotated as solute carrier family 37 member 1. The record is from RefSeq and is a predicted model, not a curated record. Gene Ontology annotation, molecular function: glucose 6-phosphate:phosphate antiporter activity. The coding region runs from base 261 to 1877 and encodes 538 amino acids. Gene Ontology annotation, cellular component: endoplasmic reticulum membrane. Gene Ontology annotation, biological process: phosphate ion transmembrane transport; glucose-6-phosphate transport. NCBI's taxonomy places the organism in Eukaryota, Metazoa, Chordata, Chondrichthyes, Orectolobiformes, Stegostomatidae. The transcript has 20 exons.
GGACUCUGGGCUGGUGCCGCACCUGUUACGAAGCCGCUCAGGUGGACCGAGUGUCCGGUGUGGAGGUGGGCAGCGGGCAAACGGCAAAGGCUAUCACACACCGCCGUCGCAGAGUAUUCACUGUGAAGAGGACGGGGGAAGACGUGAUGAAUGUUGCCAUCAAGCUGGGGCUUUAUGUGAACAGUUAGAAAUACCUUCUUUACUGCCAGAAAGGUGACGGUUUAUGAGCUUUUGGUGUUAAGAAGAUUGGGAACAAAUCAAUGGCACCCCUUCCCCUUGGCAUUCGCUUCAUAACUUCAUUUACACGAGAUCAGUGCUACAGAACGUUUACACUGAUUCUGACCUUCUUGCUGUACACGGCUUAUCAUCUCUCUCGGAAACCAAUCAGCAUUGUCAAGAGUGCCUUGCAUAUGAAUUGUUCAUUGGCGAAUGAAGUUGAACUGUACAGCUACAAAGAGCAUUUAAUUCAGGCUAAACUACUUAAAAAAGCCUUUUCCAAUGACACCUGGUGCAGCUGGGAGCCCUUUGAUAAAAGUAACUAUAAGCAGCUGCUGGGAGCCCUGGACUACUCUUUCCUGUGUGCGUAUGCUGUUGGAAUGUAUGUCAGUGGUAUAAUUGGAGAACGUUUAUCUAUUCGAUUGUACCUAACGUUUGGGAUGUUGAGCAGUGGUUUAUUCACUGCACUAUUUGGUCUCGGAUACUUCUACAACAUCCACAAUUUACAGUACUAUAUCCUUAUUCAGGUUGCUAAUGGUUUCGUGCAGACCACUGGCUGGCCUAGUGUUGUGACUUGUAUUGGAAACUGGUUUGGUAGAGGAAAGAGAGGCCUGAUCAUGGGCAUUUGGAAUUCUCACACCUCCGUGGGGAACAUCCUGGGCUCUUUGAUAGCUGGCUACUGGGUGUCCAGCUGUUGGGGAAUGUCCUUCGUGGUGCCAGGCAUCAUUGUUGCUCUGAUGGGAGUAGUUUGUUUCCUAUUCCUAAUUGAACAUCCACAAGAUGUUAAAUGCACUCUAUCCCGAGCCCGGAAACCAUCCAAAUGUUCAAAUGGAUGGGAUGGAUUUAAACAGAAGUACCAGUUUUACCGAAACAGUGGAAGCGAUUCAUUGGGCGAUCCAGAACAGGAAUGUUUUUUGAAGGACAGUGAUCAACAGAUUUCAACCAAGUCCAACGGUUUACUAACAAGCCAUGUUGUUGUUGUCAGCAAUGAGAGAGGACACACACCAGCAGCAAUCAACUUCUUUGCAGCCCUGAGAAUCCCAGGGGUGGUGGAAUUUGCCUUGUGUUUGCUCUUUGCCAAGCUGGUCAGUUAUACGUUCCUUUUCUGGCUGCCAAUGUAUCUUGCUAACAAAGAACACUUUGAAGCAAAAAAAGCUGGAGAUCUUUCAACCCUGUUUGAUGUAGGUGGAAUCAUAGGUGGAAUCCUUGCAGGUGUGAUAUCUGAUUAUACGAAAAAGAGGGCAACUACUUGUGGAGUGAUGUUGCUGCUGGCAGCGCCAACACUGUACACGUUUUCUGCAGUUGGCUACAUGAGUCUGAAAGCCAUUGUUGUUAUGCUGAUUGGCUGCGGGGCAUUAGUGAAUGGACCAUAUGCACUCAUCACAACCGCAGUAUCUGCGGAUUUGGGCACACACAAGAGUUUAAUGGGAAAUUCCAAAGCCCUCUCCACUGUGACUGCAAUCAUCGAUGGCACUGGCUCUGUUGGUGCUGCUUUAGGACCUCUGUUAGCUGGGCUCAUCUCUCCCACAGGGUGGAACAAUGUUUUUUAUAUGCUGAUGUUUGCAGAUGCCUUUGCUCUUGUGUUACUGAUGCGUCUUAUACUGAGGGAGCUUCAUUUUAAAGGGCCAAAGCCAGAUCAGACUGAGUUGAAGGAGCACUGACAAUCUCACCUCAACACCACGCUUCAGUUCUCAACCACUGGGUUUCUCUUAUCCACGUCCCACAGCACUAUGGAAGAAGCAUAUUUGCACAACACAGGAGACGGAGUGGAAAUGUGGAUCCUGUGCCUAGACUGCAGUCUGCAGCAUCCAUGGCUCAUUUUCCAAUCUCUGGACUGUCUACUCUUGAAAUUCAGUGCUUUUGAACCCAACUACCUGGACCAUAUCUUGCCUGAGCCUAAUACAGUGUGCCUUAGUUCAUGUUUUAUGGAGACAAUCGGUGCCUUUUUGAUUAUUUAGAAAGUGAUUUGCUUAUUUCUGAUACGAGUGGUGUUAAUGUGGCUGAAGUUUAGUAAAAACAUAUUUGUUUUGAGCACUUUGGUUUCUGAGGGAUUUAGUAGACAUCUCAAUUUUAAAAUCUCUGCUUGUUAAUAGCUUACAGAAUGACCAUCAGUAACCUAAUAAAGUAUACCAAGAGGCCAGCCCAGUGAGUUAAGGAGCUCAUGCUAUAGAGUAAGCUGACAAAAUGUAAUACAUCUUUACUUCACAGAAAAAGUUUAAAAACAUAGCAGGUGAAAAUAAUAGUGAUGACAUUUGUACCUCAUGUGUUUUUUUCCUACCAUUUUCCAAAUGAAAUCAUUAAUGUUUGUACGGGGUCUGUAACUUUGGAAAUCUCAACAUAUGAAAUGGAACAGUCUCUGAGUUACCCAUGCAUGACAAAAACAGAAAUUGCUGAAAAAUCUCAAUGGGUCUGGCAGCAUCUGCGGUGAAAAAUCAAAAUUAAUAUUUUGGAUUGAGUGAAGUUUCUGAAGAACGGUCACUGGACCCAAAAUAUCAAAUCCACUUUCUCGACACAGAUGCUGUCAGACCUGCUGAGUUUCUCCAGCAAUUUCUGUUUCUCUUCCUGGUUUCUGGCAACCGCAGUUCUAGUGUUUUCUUUUCUUCUGUUUACCCACCUUCCUGAAGCACUGAAUCUUCCUUCCAGCUUUAGAACCCCUCUCACCAAUGAACUUUUAGCCUUCUGUGCAUUUUGAUCUUGAGAUGUCCAGUGUAUAUCUGCUGUUAACAGGUUCGCUAUUGUAAUGGGAAUGGCAUUUCAUAUGGAGUAUGGAAGAAAUUCUGAGAGAGGUUGGAAGUUAGAAAUUAUUGACCUACUGAAAUGAAAGCUGCAGGGGAGAGGAUCAAAUAGCUAUCCAUAAUUAUUUGAGUGGACUUUAUAAUGUAAAUUAUAUUUGCUGUGUGAACAAGAGUUGUCACACAAGUUCAUAUCCUUUGACGAUCUCUAAGAUCACUGGAAUCAGAUCAGAACUCUGAAUGUUUUAUAACAUAUUUAAACAAUUCUCAGCUCAGUUGCUGUCUUGAAGGUGACUUUGUGCCUCACUUGUAAGCGUUUAGAAUUAUAUGUUAGUAAAUUUCCAUUAGCAAUUACCCAGCUUGGGAUGCUUAUUGAAUCUGAAAGAUGUGUCAGGUUCUGGUUGUGAGUAGAUACAUGCAUAGAUCAACAGGGAUGGAGGAUAUUAAUGUUUGAGAGAAAACUAACAUAAUGUAAGUCUGAUGAUAUUGCAGAAAAAAAGUUUGGAAAAAGUGCUACAAGAUAAACAUUGCAUUUCAGACGUAAGUUUCAAAAAGUAAAAGAAAUGAAAUUGAUUGAAGGAGGAAUAUUGAUUGCGACAAAGGGAGAACAUCCUUCUUUCCAGAAUUGUGAUGAGAUUAGGCCACAUUGGGUGGGUUACUCUCGGAUUCACUCUUACUCUUGUUGGAGACAUGAUGUGGAAGUGCAGUGUUAAACUGUGGUAGACUGAGGUGGACACUAUCAGAAGUCAUGACAUCAGAUAAUAGUUCAACAAAUUUAUUUCAAAUCACGAGCUUUUGGAGUGCAGCCCCUUUGUCAGGUGAUGUUCUGAAGGAGCAGCGGUCCGAAAACUUGUGAUUUCAGAUAAACCUGUUGGACUAUAACCUGGUGUCGUGUGACUUCUGACUUUCUCACAGGAGAUGUUGUUCUCCGAUUCACUGUCACUAAGCGAAUUAUUCUCAGAUUUGCUCUCGCUAUUAUUCCAUUGGACAUUGUACCAAUUAGGUUUUCUGGUUAUUGCUGCACUUAAAGCUGCAGGCAUACUGCUAUAUCACUGCACUGUAUUGACUGAGUUAUUCUAGCCGGUAUUGCCUUGGGGAAUUUAUUCAAAUAAACUGUACUGGAUGGAUUGUAUUGUAUGUAGAAAGCACUGGGUGGGCUUAUAUUCCAGUGCUGAUGGCACUGGGUGGGCUCAUGUCCACAAUAUAUGGCACUGGGUGGGUUAUAUUCCAGGGCAAAUGGCACUAGGUGGGUUAAUCUCCAUAGUAUGUGGCACUGAGUACAGUAUGUUCGAAGAGGAGCAGAGUACCAAGGUUGCGCCUUCAAUUUACCCAGGCACAUCAGAUGCUUUGAAGUGUGAUCGCAGGUACCUGUGCAACUUGAGCUGCUGUAUCUGGCAGGGAUGUGAUGGGCUGAAUGGUCACAUUCAGUGCUGGAGCAUGGAACAAGCCUGACAGAUAGCAGAGGAGGUUAGGCUGACAUAAGCAGGCGCAAGAUUGUAAUAGAGAGGGAAGAGUAAAUAUCAGUGAUGUCGGUUGCAAAGGCAGACUGAUAGGAGAACAUUAUACUCUGACUGCACUGAAGCACCAUUGUUGUGCACUUUGUUGACCUUGAGAUCUUUCCCUCUGGUAUUCAGUAUCUUGCAGAUUUGUCAAUCUGUACCCUACUGUCCCAGCCCCUUGUUUUUUGUAGUGUUUUGAACAUUGAUAAACUGUUUAUUAGUUGCAUUAAGGAGAUGAUAAAUCAUCAUAUUUAUUACCGAUUUAUGAGUUAUCAAGCUGAUUUAUAACAGAUCAGUCAUGAUCCUAUUGAAUGGUGGAGCAGGCUUGAGAGACCAAAUGGCCUACUCUUGUUCCUCUUCCUUAUGAGCUUCUAGCUAAUGCACUUUGGUAAAAAUGAAAUGUACUAUGUAUUGAAGGGUUUUGAAAUAAUUCAGACUUGAAGCUGUCUUUGGAUGAAUUAAGAUUUGAUUCCUGUUUCUUUUCAUUGGUGUAUUGUCUCAAGCGUUUCUGUUUAUUUUCUGGAAUCUGAAAUAAAAAAUGUC